Messenger RNA from Danio aesculapii, 4019 nucleotides. RefSeq lists its product as uncharacterized. Gene Ontology annotation, biological process: negative regulation of DNA-templated transcription; negative regulation of circadian rhythm. Gene Ontology annotation, cellular component: nucleus. The transcript is spliced from 3 exons. The record is from RefSeq and is a predicted model, not a curated record. NCBI's taxonomy places the organism in Eukaryota, Metazoa, Chordata, Actinopteri, Cypriniformes, Danionidae. Bases 984 to 2540 code for a protein of 518 amino acids.
AAAAAAGCCACAAUAAUUGUUGUGUAGGGCGUCACGGUUGCGCAGUGGGAAGCACAAUCUCCUCACAGCAAGAAGGUUGCUGGUUCAAGCCUCGGCUGGGUCAGUUGGCAUCUCUGUGUGGAGUUUGCAUGUUCUCUGUGUUCGUCUAGGUGCUCCAGUUUCCCCCACAAGUCCAAAGACAUGUGGUACAGGGGAAUUGGGUAAGCUACAUUGUCAUUAGGGUAUUUGUCUGAAUGAGAGUGUAUGGGUGUUUCCCAGUGAUGGGUUGCAGCUGGAAGGGCAUCUGCUGCGUAAAACAUGUGCUGGAUAAGUUGGCGGUUCAUUCCGCUGUGACGACCCCUGAAUAAUAAAGGGACUAAGCUGAAAAGAAAAUGAAUGAAUGAAUAAUUGUGUAAUAAUCGCUUUAGUAAUUACUACAUGUAAACUUGGAGUAGUGACAGAAUGUGUGCUUUAUAUAUUGAAUUUGAAUAUAUUUCCUAUUAAAUAAGUUUACUCUGAAAGCAGCUUACAGAACACAAUAUACCUAGAUGGGUAUAUAAUUAUGUUUUAGGUAAUUAAGACUUGUGGCGCUGCGUAUUGAUGGAUUUGCUUUUCAGUGUUUGGACUUUUGGCAGUGAAAAUUAAACCACACUGAACUGAACUAAACUGAACUUCAAGUCUGAAAACUGGACUGACAGCUUCAAUUUACUAGAACUUCUAUGUUAAGCUGCUUUGACACAAUCUACAUUGUAAAAGCGCUAUAAAAUAAACAAGAAUUGAAUUGAAUUAGUUUAAUAAUGUCCCUUAGGUAGAUGUAAAAAGAUGAUUUCCAAAGUUCACCAUUUGUUGGGCAUUUUAGAAAUAAACUCAUGUUAUCAGCGGUACUGAUCGAACAUGUUUAUAUGCGAUAACCUUGAGAACAAACUCCGCUUAGAAAUGGGUAAAUAAAUUCUGCUUGAGGCCACUGUCUGCCCAGCUGUAUCUCUUUUCCCUCAGGGCCCGGGAUGCCCAAGGAACCGAGAGGUGAUGCUCAAGGGUGUGUAGGGGAGAGGGAACGCACAUCCCGUCCAGCCAGUAAAAAUGCUAAGGACAAAAGUAACAGUGCUGCCCUUUUGGCUUCAAGAGCUAGAGCACACACUGGACAGGAAUCAAAUGGACGUGGCUCCCGCUGCUCUGAGAAAGACUCUGGUUACUCGGACACUGGCUCAGACUCUUUGCAGACAGAUGCAGAUGACCGGCAGAGCAGUGCGAGCGAGCCUCAGAACCACAAGGGAUCCCUACAUGGAAACCACAUAUUGGUAUCUGGGACCCCUGAACUCACCCCUAUAUUCAUUAUUAAGGAUGUUGUGCUGAAGCAGCCUGGGCAGUCUGGUCAGGACCACGUCCUCCCUUCAUCUCUGUCGUGGGGUGGAGGUGCUGCAGGCGGUCAAGCUCCCACCCAUGUCCUUUUGCUGCAACAGCCUGGCAUCAAUCAGAGCUCCCCGUUGCACAUCCUCAAACCACAGCCACAGAGAUCUGAAAGCAAGAAUGUAAAGAAGAGCAAAAACACUUACCUCCCCAUCCUAAACUCCUACCCUCGAAUUGCGCCUCACCCUAGUAAGAAAGGCACAGAAAAACCUACAACAAAUCGGGGAAGUAACACAGAGGAGCACAGCCUGAGUAAGCGAGUAUGCACAGAGGAGAAAAGAGAGAAGGUGUCCACAACCAUGCAAGCAUCCAAGCAACACCUGCACAAACAACCAGUAAACAACUUGCUUUUAAACUCUCAUUCCCUCUCAAGGUCACUUUCUGCAGGCCAUGAGACAUCUGAUACUCACAAGAACCGGAGUCCGUACCGCCCAUCUAGUCCCUCUGCCUCCCUCAGUGUGAGCUCUCCGUCAGUUUCAAGUACUCAAAUUCCUUCCCCACCUUCUUCCAUUGAUCUAAUUCAAACCAGAAAAGAACCCCAUAAGCAUUGUCCAGGACAGAAAAGUGACUCUGGCAAAGGGUCACACACCUCCAAAGGGACAGCACGGCACCGCCGCUUCCUCAACACAGUGGAGAUUCUGAGCCAGUCUGGGCUGCUGGACAUCACCUUAAGGACGCAGGAUCUGCUACGGCAAAAUGCUGCCACAGAGCGAGACAUAGCCCAGCUUCGCCAACAUGCCCAACUGCUUUUCCAGGCUGCCCAAGCAGGUGUUGAUGCACCGGCUGCCUGGGAGAAGCUUCAGCAGGUCAUGUCUGAGUCUGGGCAUUAUCCCAGCCUCAAGUGCCUACCCACAGACAGCAGCGAUGGAGGGGACAGGUCUCACUCAAAGGUGGAAGUUGAGGCAGCCACAAGUACCAAACCUGAUAGUCCAUUGGUAUACGGAUACAGACUUAACAGGACUGAAGUGGUUGCGCCCCCAUCUCCUCUGCUAGCUCCCAUGACAGAUGCAGAAUGUCAAUCAACAGGUCAAUAUGAUCGUCCCAAUGAUAGCACCAACAUUUCUGAGCAAAUCAGAGCCCAUAGAGGAAUUUAUAGUCUACCGGAUGAUCCCCUUAUGCCUCCAGACAGCUCCACACAUGGGAACCUGCUUUAGACUGCUCCCAGAAAUCAGCAAGGAAGACUUCACAAUACUUUCACGAACAUCUCAAACAUACAGUCAGAUGUUACAUCAUUGUCCUAUGACUGGGUGUUUCCAUGGCAAAUCAGUGCUAUGCUCAAGGACAGCAGAUCAACUGUGCUGUGUGCCAUCUUCAUGGGUCAUGUUUCUACUCAUCUUAAUCAGCAAUCACUUAAAGUGUCUGAUGAGACAUAUGCAGAAUUUAACGCACAUCCCAUGUACUGCCAUUUGUUAGUUUUCUCUCGGACAUGGUAAUCUAUGUCAGCUGUCUUGCCCCAUAACCGAAUCGUUACGUUUGUAACACUUGAUGCAUAGUUGAUCACAGAGUAAUCGAACAUGAUGUUAUGUUUCCAGACAAAUUGACGAGUUUGAAAUUGCUGCCACAGUGAGUAGCAUGUAGUUUCCUUUUUGAGGAAUAAGUUCAUCUUGGGAAUUAUAUUUUGCAUAAAUGCAUUAUUUGUGAUGAGAUCCCCUCUCUAUACAAGACUUGUCAAGUAAAGAGCAAAAGCAUGAUGAUCUGAAAGUCAAAGCUUUGAGAGAACUGUUGUCGCUCUUAUUUAGGUCCAUGAAGCUUAUGCUCUUCUAUGCAGUACUCGCUUCAUUAAUCUCAUUACAUUAAUCGGCUUGCUUUAAGUCUUCAUUUUUGACCAUGGACCAAGACACCCAUUACUCAAGCCUUUCGAUUGGUCAAACUUAAAUAUUUAUGUGAGCUGUGUUUUUUUUUUUCCUUUUUAAUCACAGAUCAUUAUGAUGUCUUGUGAGUUUUCUUGUGUUAAUGUUUUGUGUCAGCCUUAAUGUAUUCUGAAACAUCUUUACUUUCCCCCCCAAUUUUAUGUACUUUUCCAAGCUGUUUGGCACAUUUGAUACCCUCGACAUGACACUAAUUUACUAUUAUUUGAUGUUGUUGUGAUGCUAUAUUUCCUUUUAUUUGCUUGCCGAGAAUUUUUAAGGAAUCACUUGUUUAAUUCACACACACAAAAUGUUGUAGGCAAUGUGAUUAUGCAUACAGAGUUUAGUACUUUAUGCUUGGGUUAAAACAUUUUGUGUUUCUAUACCAAUCACAAAUUUUCCUCUUAAAUCAGUACACAAAAUUAAACAAAACCACUUUAGAUUUGACCUGAUUCUUUUUCUAACUUUGGGUUCUUCAUUUUGUUUCUUCAACUUUUUCUCCUUAUUUUUCUUUCUCUAGAUAUUGAUGGUGCAUUGUACACAUGGUGCAUUGUGAGUCCAAAUAAAUGGCAGUCCAAUAGAGAUGUUCUGGGUUUGAUGGCUAAGUGAAGCAGAUCAUGAGUUUGUGUAUGAAAUGAAUGGCAGGCUUUGACGUGACUGAUAUUUGUGCUUCCUCAUGUAGCAGCAUGAGUAUGUGAUGCAAUUUUAAUGCAUCUAAAGAAUGUAUAAGUGUGUGUUCUGACAUGAGAUCUGUAACAUAAGAUUAAAGUAUGUACGUGUGUAUGA